AUGAAAGUUGUUUAUAUCAUUCGAAAAUUAACAGUUAACUUUAUUUUUCAAUUAUUUGUUAAUUCCAUAACACUAUGUGCUACAUACGGACAGAUUCAAAUGGAGUUAACCGAUUCGAAUGGAAUGAAUUCUGGGAUGGGAUAUACUAAUGUCGUGCCUGGUGAUUCUAUUCAAGUUACUCAAAUGGGUCCAAAUGCAAUAGCUGCAUCUGAUUCAUCUCAAGUACCAACACCUGUUCAAAGUACAGUUUCUCCAGCAUCUUCAGUUGUUGGAAUCUUCCCAUCAUAUCGUCCACAAUAUGGAUUUCCAGGUUAUUUUCCUACUGUUUCCCCUGGGAAAGGAAUUGUACCCGGUAUCAGCUCACCAUCAGACAACAUAAUUGUUGCUUCUUUCCCUGGGGGUACUCCAUCUGUCACACAGCCAGGAAAUGUUGGAUUCCCAGGUGGAGCUUUACCAGUUACACCAGGUGUAAAAUCAGGGUCUUCAGUUUCUCCAACUGCCACACUUACUCAGCAAACUGUAGAAUCUGUCCUGUCAUACUUAGCCUUACAUCAUCCGGAAAUAUUUCGUAAAUAUUUAUAUCCUAAGCCCUAUCAAAGGCCGUACAUCGGCGGUGUAAAAUCUGUUGGUUCUUUUUGCACUUCUAUUUAUCAAGUUAGUCAGUCCUAG
Messenger RNA from Schistosoma mattheei, 669 nucleotides. The record is from the annotation of a GenBank genome assembly. NCBI's taxonomy places the organism in Eukaryota, Metazoa, Platyhelminthes, Trematoda, Strigeidida, Schistosomatidae.